This is a messenger RNA of Suricata suricatta (meerkat), 2450 nucleotides long. RefSeq names its product putative testis-specific Y-encoded-like protein 3. Gene Ontology annotation, molecular function: histone binding; chromatin binding. Gene Ontology annotation, biological process: nucleosome assembly. NCBI's taxonomy places the organism in Eukaryota, Metazoa, Chordata, Mammalia, Carnivora, Herpestidae. The record is from RefSeq and is a predicted model, not a curated record. Gene Ontology annotation, cellular component: nucleus; chromatin.
AUGUGGGGCCAGUUCCGUCAGGCGCUUGCGGUCGCAUCCCCACCAGGCAGCCCGAAGCCACUCAGCCAGGCCGGCAGAACCCUCAUCCCCCGCAGCCAGGGUACCUCUGCGAAUCACACCCCAAAGGAGGACGCAAAGAGCGGACUGCCGCGCCGCCCCUCCCGCGGGGCCCGCGGUGUCGCCUUUGCACCCCGAUCCUCUCCAGGCCUGAGGCUCUCGCAGGUGACGGCGGACGAGAGGGCUGGGGGCCUAGAGCCGCCACGCCCCCACCGCCCAGCCCCCGCCCCCGGGACCGCCCCUGGGAAGCGGCCUAGUCGACCGAGGACCCCUGAGGCCUGCUGCGCCGAGGUUGGGGGUGGCGGGGAGGUGGCGGUCGGGAGGUGGCGGGAAGGCCGAGGAAGUGACGCCUGGGCAGGGCGCCAUCUUCCUGGAAGGGGCGGAGGAGCGGAGGGGCUGGUGGGGGAGGGAGACCUGGAGGUGGGAGCGGCGGUGCAACAGGGCCCCAAAACCUGGAAGGCCCAGCCGCGGAGCCGCCGGAGGCCAUCCACGGACCUGGAGGCUGUGCGUGCCCAGGCGGACUGGCCCUACCUGCGGCUGGAGCUCAGGUUUGGGCGCAUGUGCAGUCUGCACUUGGUCCGUAGGCGCUUCAUCAUCCAGAUUUUGGGCUUCUGGGAUGCCUUUCUGAAUCACCCGCAUCUGUCAGCCAUGAUCAGCCCUCGUGAUGAAGACAUGCUCUGGUACCUGGUGAAUUUGGAGGAGAGGGAGCUCAGGCAUGCCAGUACGCGCUGCAAGUUCAAGUUACGCUUUUGGAACAACCCCUUCUGGAACAAGAUGUUUGUGAAGGAGUGAGUGCAGAUCCUCAGGACCGGUGGUGUCAGUUGCACCUCUCAAAAUGAUGGCACCAGGGCCAAGGAACCUCCUGUUCUGGUUCACAGGAACUGGGACACUGUUCGCAGCUGCUUCUGCUGGUUCUCACAGCACAACCUCCCGGAGACCAACGAGGUUGCCCAGGUUAUUAAAGAGGACUUGUGGCCCAAACCCCUGUGGUACAACCUGAUGAGGGAUAACUCCCACCACCAUUACCACCCCCCUUCCACCCCACCCCCCACCCCGAACCAGCAGAAGCCUAGCAAGGUGGCACACAGAGGCCCCUUCUGUGUCCUACAGGUUCCAGUGUGGCUAAGUCCUGCGCUAGGACCUGGCCCCUACAUAACAUUGCCUUCUUCCUCUUUGUGGACCUGUGCUUGGGCCACUGACAUAACUCUGCUGUCUGCUUUCUCUUUAAUGCACUCUGGCCCCUCUGAACAUUCAGUGGACUCUGCUCCAAGAUUGUGGCCUCCGUGGCCGAGACCUUCUGUGUCCAUGUGGCAUCACAUAGCUGUCACAUGCCGCAGUGUCUACCUAAGCACCCAAUGCUAUAGACAGGUGCUAACAUCAUCUUUGCGGCUCCGUCCUACCUCUGAUCAUGAACUUCACACCCCACACUUUUUUUUUUUUUUUUAAAGUAAGCUCUAUGCCUAAUGUGGGGCUUGAACUCAGCAAUUCUGAGAUCAAGAAUCUUAUGCUCUCCUGACUGGCACUCCGUUCCCACCCACUUUUGACACAGGCACCCACAAGUCAUCGCUAGGAGAAUCAGUGCCUCUUUGGGGUCCACCGCUUCAAGGCCACACCACGUUGGGCUUCAUAUUUGUGCCUCCAGAGUACUGGCUGUGGCAAGCUGAGUCUCCCUAUCCAAGAAAUGGAUGCAUUUGGUGCUGCCUGUCAACUCAGCUUGGACAUUCCAUAGCCUCAGGGCCUCAGGACUGCAGGAGUACAGGUCGGGCUACCCCAGGCUACAGGCUCCUGGGCACCUGGUAGAAUGGGCAUACGGCAGUGGACAACUACUGGGCAUGGAUGAGGUCAAGGGCGUGAAGCGGUGGGCAAGGCAUUCUUUGUGCUCACGCUGCUUUUCUUACCCUUGCCACCUCACGGCCUGCUGUCCACUUACCAAGAUCUGUGGUAUCCUGCCAGUGUUUGGCCAUCACCCUUUCUGAGUUCAACCCAGGCUCCCUCCACUGUUGCCUGCUCCCAGGUCUGUAAGGACCUCAACAGCCACCUGCCAAUGCACAAGAAAAACCCCAACCGCCUAGGAACUCUGCCACACUGGCAUAUCCGGGCAUGUGCUCAAGGCAGGGGCAAUGGUGGGGGGUCUUUUCUAAAAGCCUACCUUCCUGAACCCCAGUCACUGGGCCCACAGAAUCCAGCCCUUCCCUCAUCCCGUCUCGGGGGGGCGGUCUUAGGCUGCCAGGUUGCAGUAUAGGAGGGGUGUUUCUAGUCAUGGGACUGGUCUCUACCUGCCCAGAUCUCACAUUAUUUCAUUUUCUUUAAAAUGACAGCUCAAAAACAAACAACUGAAGAAGUGAGGUUCUUAAAAACAGCUAAGGAGACCAUAGACCCCUGGGCUGGAUCUC